AUGGAUAGGAUGGAUUUGGAUGGUCAGACAGCCCCAGAAUCAACGCGUGGAUUAUUCGAUCUUCCGGAAAAAAUGUUGCAAUCAGACAGAACAGACAACCGUCGUUCAGCACAUCAAUUGCACACCUACCCAGCAACCAAUGAAACCAAGACAAUCCGCCAACGAAGCAAAUCCGCAAACUACUCAUCAUCCCUAUCUUCACACCAUCGAUCCUCUCUUCAUACCGUCAAUGAAGAAGGAAAGAAUUGCUCUUCUUCUAACAUCCUAUCACCACAGUCUCCAUGGAUUGGUCCCAGGCGAUCAAGCACCAAUCAUUUGUUGGACUCACACCAAUCAAUCUCACCAGAACCAUCUCGGCAACCAUACAGGCUCUCGCAAGAAUUAAAACCACAACACAACAAUAACAAUACCAGCAAUUCACACCAAAAGGAUUCUCUAGGGUCUAUCCAAAACCCUAUAAAAAGAUCCUCUGUCGUAUUCAAUAGCUUUCCUAUGACUCAAUCUAGUCAACCCCAAUACACCAGCCCCAGUACAAGCGCCAACCCAAACGCCAAAAACAACAAUAGGAAUAAUAGUCCUUUUAAUGUCAAUGGUCUGGCCAAUCAAUCCAAUAAUAGUCCUCCGACUACUUACGGAGACAGGAGUCUGGUAAACAGUCAUGCAAUCCCUAGGCACGCAAACGGAGACAGGCGUUCGGUACCAGUAGAAUACAACAAGAGAUCUUCAAAUGUCUGUCUUUAUGAAGAAGGGGAGUACAUCGCAGCUACCCCAAACACAAAUACAAACACAAGGGCAAAUGCCAGAGCAGAAACAGAAGCAAAACUCACGGGUGUUAGUCUAGCACGAGUCAAUCUACAAAGACAACAUCCAGACGGAGGGGAUGAUUAUCAAGCCAAUCAAGAACGACAAUACCAAAAUAAACAUCAGCCUCAGCCUCAGGCGCAGACGCAGGCGCAGACGCAGGCGCAGACGCAGGCGCAGGCGCAGGCACAGGCGCAGACGAAGCCACAACCGCAUCCACAUCCACAGCAGCAGAAUCAUUAUCAACAACAAAAUCAGCAGCAGCAGGAGCAGCAGGAGAAGAUCAUUCACAGCAGAUCUGUUUAUCCAAACCCUCUUUCUCCUCUUUCUCCUCAUCAUCCAUUUAUUCAUCACAAGGAAACCACAGAUUUACAAAAACACCAGUACCAAAAACACUAUCAACACCCCUCUGACCAAUCCCCAAAACAUGGGCGUAGAUUGUCAGAACCUAAUCCGAGGAAUUUCGAUCAAAAUGACAGGAGACUUAUAAGCAACAACAACAAUAAUAGUAGUAAUAGGCCUGUUUCUCUUCCAUGGUCAUCAUAUGUAAAUACACCUGAAAGCAAAAGACCCCUAGAGUCUGGGGAGAAAACUAAAGAAGAAGAGGAAGAAGACGAGGAAAAAGAUGAGGGGGCAGAAGUGGAGAUGGAGGUGGUGGGAUUGGGAUUGGGAUGGGGAUUGGGCUCAUUUCAAUCAAGGAACAAGUCUUUCAAACCGCCUCACCUAGCACUAGAUCUCAAGAAUAGUCGGCCCAGGCAAGGAGAUUGGAGACAAUCUACUUUAAUCAACAACACCUUGUCACCAAGCCCUUCACCACGGUCGUCUUGUCAGGGACCUGUUCCUGCCUUGGUUCCUGUUCCUUUUACUCCUACACACUUUAGUUUUUCACGGGAGGAAAACAAUCCUCAGAACCAACGCCGGGCGCUUUUUACGGCCCAUUUACCUUACUCAGGGGUAAUUCCUCUACUGAAAUCCCAUCAACUGGUGAGCGGGAUCAUGCGGGUCAACAAGCGCAAUCGGUCGGACGCAUAUGUGUUCUGCGAAGAGGUCAAUACCGAUAUCUAUAUCUGUGGCUCCCGAGACCGCAACCGGGCGCUGGAGGGAGAUACGGUGGCCGUCCGGCUCGUCCAGGUCGACAAGGUGAUGCGCGAAAAGCUCGAAAAGGAAGACGCCAAACUGGCCCGCAACAACGGCCAACCUGUGGUCCGCAAGCCAGACGAGGAAGACGAAAAGGAAAUCAUGUUUGCUGGUGAAGAUGAUGUGGAUAAAAUCAAGCCGCGUUUCUGUGGCGUUGUAGUGGCAAUCCUAGAAAGACUUCAGAACCAGGCCUUUUCAGGGACAUUGGGUGUAAUGAGACCAAGCAACAAACGCCAAAUCAAGGAGAACGGUGAGCCCCAGCACCAGCACCAAAAGCAACAACAGCAGGGUGAUUUCCAGGAUCAGCGCGAUUCAGGAUCAUUUCAGCCGACGCCUAGAAUUGUGUGGUUCAAACCAACCGACAAGCGGGUUCCUUUGAUUGCAAUUCCAGUAGAACAAGCCCCAGCAGAUUUUAUUGAAAACAGCCAAAGUUACAUCAACAGAUUGUUUCUAGGGUCUAUCAAACGCUGGCCAAUUACAUCAUUACAUCCAUUUGGUCUCUUGGAAGCAGAGUUGGGAUCCAUCAAUGCCCUGAGUGUACAGUUCCGAGCCAUUCUUGCCGACAACAAUUUCCCUUACAAUGGCUUUCCCGAGUCUUUGUUGAGAUGCCUACCCCCACCUGGCUGGAGGCCAUCCAAAGAAGACAUUCUAGAGAGACUUGAUCUACGAUCAGCUAGAUGUUUUACAAUAGAUAGUACUGGAGAUAAAGAUUUUGGAAAUGCCUUGUCUGUACAAAAGAUUGGCGAUGAAUUCGAGAUUGGAUUCCACGUCUCUGAUGUUUCUGCAUUCGUGAAACCACAUUCUUUAUUGGACAAAGAGGCAAGAUCAAGAUGCACUGGAGUAUUUGUCUAUGAAGAUGUUCCUCUCUGGCCACAGCAGCUCUUGACAGAGUGUACUGAUCUACUUCCUGGAAAAGACAGAUUUGCGUUUUCUGUAGUGUGGAAAUUGGACAAAAGCGGACAUGUACUUCACGAGUGGCACGGAAAGUCUACAAUAAGAUCGCGUGGGAUCUUGAAUUCUAAUCAAUUACAACACAUGUUGGAUGGAAAGGGUGUGCCAGAUCAUUUGAGCUUAGAAGAACACGAACGGCCAGAAGUAGUAGAGCAAGAGAUUCAUGUGCUCUACAACCUUGCCCAGGCCUUGAAGAAGAGCCGGACCAGCAGGGGGGCCAUGCUCCUAACCCUCGAGAGAUUUCAUGUGGACUUUGCAAAUGGUGAGCCGACCAAGGUAUCGAUGGUAAAGAAGGUCCCGGCAGACGAUAUCAUGAGUGAAUUCAUGGUCUUGGCCAACAUUGGUGUUGCACAAAAGAUUGCACAACAUUUUCCUGAACAAGCAAUGCUUCGAUCACAAUCGCCUCCAAAUGAACGCAAGCUGAGAGAACUUGCGAAUUAUGUUCGUAAACUCGGUUAUUCAAUAGACCCAUCAUCUACAAGUGCUCUCCAGCGCUCUGUGGAUGCAAUUGAUAAUCCUACUGCAAAAUUAGUCAUCACUAACCUUGUACUCAAGGCCACCCAGUCUUCCAAAUACUUUUGUGCGGGUUCUUUUGAGCCCAGUCGGCACCACCACUACGCUCUCGAUGAACCUGUCUACACCCAUUUUACCUCUCCUUCUCGUCGUUUUGCAGAUUUGAUUGUACACCGUCAGCUAGAGGCCGUUUUAGCAAAAGAACCCCGGUUUCACAUUGAGCCCGAGCUUUUGCAAAAGAUUGCUCAACACUGUAAUGUCAAGGCACAGGCAGCACGGAAUGCGCACGAGCAAUGCCAGCACCUUUUUCUCUCCAAAUUCCUCAAUGCAUCUGGCCAGACCUCGACACCGCACGAAGCAUUGGUCGUGGGUGUGCACGACCAAGCGUUUGAUGUCGUUGUGCCCGGAAUGGGACUCGAGCGCCGGAUCCACACAAUCAAUCUUCCUCUCAAUACUUACAAGCAUUCUCCGGCCGACGGGGUACUGCAUCUCUAUUGGAAGCCCAAGGUAGCCACAACUGACGCCAUUGUGGAGCGUGCGUACGAUGAAGAAGAAGAAGAAGAAAGAGGAAGUGGAAGUGGAAGUGGAAGUGGAAGUGGAAGUGUUGGAGCGGGAGAGCAUUAUUAUUAUAAUAGUAACCAUCAUCAUCAUCAUAAUGAUAAUAGUAAUAAUUAUCAGAUCCCUGACCAAUCUGUCACAACAAAUUCACUGUCCUCUUCCUCGUCUUCGUCUUCGUCCUCCUUUCCCCACUACAACCAGUGCCCAACGAAUGCCAAUCGUCUUACGGAGUCGGUGAAUCAACUUGCAAUAAAGUCCGGUAUAUCUCCGACAGAGCCCGUCGGAUCUAAUAAUCUGUGUAGCACUGCAGCUGCUGCCUCUGUUACUGGUGGUAGUGGUAGUGGUAGUGGUAGUGCUGGCACUGGUGUUGGUGCUGGUAGUACAGCAAAUCCUUCUGCCGGAAUUAAUGUGGCGGUCCACAGAAGACCGAGAUCCAUGUCACUUCGGGCAGUCCAAGGAGAGAAUCCACAGGAGAGCCAACAAGAGUGCACCAUUCCAGACGAGUGUCGCCAGGUCAUUCGACCCUUUGACUAUGUAAGGGUAGUCCUGAUCGCUGAUCCUCUCAGAAGUCCACCAUUGGUGCGCAUCUUGGCAGCAAAUCCAUUCGUAUAA
Messenger RNA from Phycomyces blakesleeanus NRRL 1555(-), 4572 nucleotides. RefSeq lists its product as hypothetical. Bases 1 to 4572 code for a protein of 1523 amino acids. Gene Ontology annotation, biological process: mRNA catabolic process. Gene Ontology annotation, cellular component: exosome (RNase complex); P-body. NCBI's taxonomy places the organism in Eukaryota, Fungi, Mucoromycota, Mucoromycetes, Mucorales, Phycomycetaceae. Gene Ontology annotation, molecular function: 3'-5'-RNA exonuclease activity; RNA binding. The transcript has 10 exons. The record is from RefSeq and is a predicted model, not a curated record.